UUUCAAAAUUUCAUUUCUACUUUGUACAACUUCAAUCAUUUCAAUUGAUGUUCAUUCUCUACCUGUCACAUCUCAUCUUUCUUGGAGAUGUCUCCUAGGCCACCAACAUGUCUUCAUCCCUUAAUUGCUCGUCUACCCCCUCAAGUUCGCUUCCUUCCUUACCCUGCUAUUAGGAUCAUAUCUCUUUUGGUCCUGGUUAAUAUCAUUAUUUGGGUCGUGGUUUCUAUUGUUCUGCGUUCUCAUCCUCUUCUAUCAUCAUCUGCUGUACUCUCGUAUACAUUUGGUCUUAGACAUGCUCUGUAAGUUUUCAUCUUUGUUUCUCAAUCUCUCAUGAUCAUGUGACCUUACUCGUUUAGAAUCCAAACUCAUGUAAAUCCAGUGAUGCUGAUCAUAUAUCCGCCAUUGAUCUCAUGACCCGACGUCUAAUCGCUUCUGGUUCUCCUCAUACAUCUCAACCAGUAACUGUUGGUACCUGGUUCUCUUUAGGUCAUUCAACAAUUGUAAUCAUAACUUGCAUUGUCGUUGCUGCUACAUCUGGUGCUCUUGAAGCACGGUUCAAUUCCUUCCGAAACAUAGGAGGGAUCAUUGGUACCGCUGUUUCAGCUGGUGUAUUGAUUUUACUUGGAAUUGGAAAUGCAUGGAUUUUAUGGAGAUUAGUGGUUAAGUUGAGAGCAGUUCUAAGAGAAGAAAUCGACGGUGAUGGUGGUGAGACUGGAUUAGGUUUCGAGGGUGGAGGAAUCAUGAUGAGAGUUCUCAGAAAGGUCUUUAAAGUGAUUGAUCGUCCUUGGAAAAUGUAUCCGCUGGGUGUAUUAUUUGGACUUGGUUUUGAUACUAGUAGUGAAAUUGCGGUUCUUGGAAUUGCUUCUGUUCAGGGUGCGAAAGGAACCAAUAUUUGGUUGAUAUUAAUUUUUCCUGUUUUGUUUACCGGUAUGGUUUGCUUUUCUUUUCAUGUCUGGAUCGUGGUAUAAGGGAUACUUGAAGUAGAAAUACUAACAGAAGUAAUAGCUGGCAUGUGUCUAAUCGAUACCACUGAUGGCGCACUAAUGAUGACCCUCUACACAUCCACGUCUCUUGCUCGCGACACCAUAGCAGUUCUCUACUACUCAAUUGUUUUAACAGGCAUAACAGUUCUAGUAGCUAUUUGUAUCGGAGUCAUUCAAUUACUUUCUCUCAUUGCGAAUUUCUCCACAGGACCCUUCUGGGAUGGAGUUAAUGCGACAGGUGAUCAUUUUGAUGUUAUUGGUGGAGGAAUCUGUGGUGCUUUUGUUGUAUUUGGAGGUGCAAGUGUGCUAGUUUAUGGACCUUGGAGGAGAUGGGUCGAAAAGGGGAGAGUGGGAAGAAGAGGGAUGGGAAAUGGUGAUGCGGAUAUGGAGGUUGAGUUGGGGGAUAUGGGAAAGAAGGAGGAGAUGGGAGACGAGAGUAGAGAUGAGAAGGAUGUUGGGAGGGUUAGAGAUAAGGUAAUUGAUGCUGAUUAGAGGGUUAUUAGACUAGAGAUUAGAUCUCUUGCUUUUUAAGACAUACUAAAAUGCAUCUAUAAGGUCUCUUUUCUACUUAUAAUCGCAAUGGGAAAGUAUU
Molecule: messenger RNA, 1575 nt
Organism: Sclerotinia trifoliorum
Lineage: Eukaryota; Fungi; Ascomycota; Leotiomycetes; Helotiales; Sclerotiniaceae
Source: the annotation of a GenBank genome assembly